This is a messenger RNA of Notolabrus celidotus (New Zealand spotty), 854 nucleotides long. RefSeq lists its product as uncharacterized. The transcript has 5 exons. The record is from RefSeq and is a predicted model, not a curated record. The coding region runs from base 149 to 496 and encodes 115 amino acids. NCBI's taxonomy places the organism in Eukaryota, Metazoa, Chordata, Actinopteri, Labriformes, Labridae.
AUAAAAGCUGCUCCUCCUCACUGCUGCAGAGGUGGACACUCACCUGCAGGAUAAGACUUGUCAGGACCGAGGGAUCUAUCGAAAACCCCGAGAGGAACAUCAGGAACAUUAAGAAUUCAUAGGGACUGUAAAGAAAUAGUGCUUCAAGAUGUUGAUCACCAUGCUAACAGCCAUGUAUGUGAUGGUCAAAGUUGUGGAAUCGAUAGGGACACGGUUCGCACGAGAACAGGACCCAUUGCCUUACUUGGUGUCCCAGCCUUUGCCUUGGCAGGUUCACUCUGUGUCACACAGCCGGAGGAGCAGCAAAGCAGAGGAGUUUGAAGGCAUGAGGAGGAACAGCAUAGGCGUAUAUAGAAAGAGCUCCAACGCCACUAAUGGGACAUGCCCUGUGCCCCCUGUUCCCCCACUCAGCCCUGUGGAAGUGGAAAAGGCAGCUGCCACCAUCCAGACCCACUUCAGGAAGUUCCAACAGAAGAAACAAAAGAACGGCAAGUAAACGGACAGAGAAGGGCGGUGUGGUGGCGAUGUGGUGGCGGUGUGGUGGCGGUGUGAUGACGGUGCUGGUGCAGAUUCACCAAAAUAUGGAUAACCUCUGUAAUGAUACACACAUUCGCAAAUGUAAAUACAUUCAAGCUAUGUUUAAACACUGAGUAGAGCCCCUGGAUGGGUGACACUGUAUAAACCAUGACAUGCAGUAAUAGAGCGCAUUUAUAUCCUUGCUUAUAAUACCUUAUUCAAAAUCUGUCUGAAUAUAAUAUGUGAAUAUAGUGAUGUGUGAAUGUGAGUGUGACUCAGUAAUUUAUUAAUGUGUUUUGAAUAUGUAAAUAUUGAAAAUAUCUAAUCACUUGUUAACA